This is a messenger RNA of Aureococcus anophagefferens, 201 nucleotides long. RefSeq lists its product as hypothetical. The annotation marks the transcript as partial. The record is from RefSeq and is a predicted model, not a curated record. Lineage: Eukaryota; Pelagophyceae; Pelagomonadales; Pelagomonadaceae. The transcript has a single exon.
AUGGACGUCGUCGAGACGUUCCCCGCCGCCGCGGCGACGGACGACAAGCGCGCCCGGACCGUGACGCCGCGCAAGGGCCCGACCUGCGCCUUCUGCGCGCAGCCCGGCGCGACGCGGCGCUGCGGCCGCUGCAAGGCCGUCAACUACUGCAGUCCCGGGUGCCAAAGGGAGCACUGGAGGGCGCACAAGGACACCUGCGCG